GCAAUAAUUAACAGGUGUAAGAGCCAAUGAUGUGCAGUGUUAAACCUGCUACAGAUGCCAUCUAUCAGAAACCCUAAAUUUCAUCUAAUUUAUUGUAUGAAAUCAAGAUAAAGAUGAUGACAAUCGUCAACUGUUUUCAUUCUUAUCCUGGGCGGAAUAUCUGACAAGAAUGAGUAUAUAUCGUUGAAGACAUGUUAAUUACUGCUUUGGUAUGCUAGACAGAGCAUGGUCUCUCCAUUCCCGCUGAUCAUGAGUAUUUUCCGAUUGAGGGUUUAGUCUGCCAUAAAUUAAAGCUUUAACCGAGAUGAUAAUAGGACGCCAAUUCUGUUGUGAAAGCUGGACUUCGAUGAAAGAAGAUGUGGUAGCCUCUAGGUUUCUGGAAAUGGAAGAAUUGCACCUUGAUAGCCUUUGUUUUUGUGGGAUCGUGCUCUGUUUUCUACUACAUGGCAAAAUGACUUGGGCUCUUUCUGUUUAAUAGUAAAAUUGAAGAUAAGUCCUUGUCUUUUCUUCUCAUCUUAUCGAUUCAAUGCUAUCAUCUAAGGUCCUUGGUAGUGUUACAUGGAGGAAAUCUUUCAAUUGCCACAAAUAUAGUCCUACCUUUUUAAGCACUUUGAUGCUAAUAGCUUCUGAAAAGCAUAUGAGCAUGAGCACUGGUGUGGAUGCUUUUGAAACCAAUCACCCUGUAACAUCUAAAAGCCAAGUAUACGACAUUGCAGCUGGAAACUACAGGAAAUUAGGGGAAUUUGGCUCAUCCAAAAGUCAAAGACAUCAACCCCCUGUUGUUCGUACUCUAAAUCCACAUAUAUGCAUGUCAAGUUGUCAUUACAGCACCCAAUACACAGAUAGUAUCACAACAAAUUCACAACAUAAGUUAUUAGGAAAUAUCCCAAAAUAUGUAAAGAUAGUGGAAGUUGGUCCAAGAGAUGGAUUGCAAAAUGAGAAAGAUAUCGUUCCUACUUCUGUGAAAGUUGAAUUGAUCAAAAUGUUAGUUAAUUCAGGAUUACAAGUUGUUGAAGCUACUAGUUUUGUCUCACCAAAAUGGGUCCCACAGUUGGCAGAUGCAAAAGAUGUAAUUGAAGGAAUUAAAGGAGUUAGCAAUGCUAGAUUCCCAGUUCUAACACCAAAUCUUAAGGGAUUAGAGGCUGCUCUUGCAGCUGGAGUAAAGGAAGUUGCUGUGUUUGCUGCAGCUUCUGAGUCAUUUUCAAGGUCAAACAUCAACUGUAGCAUUGAUGAAAGCCUUGCACGUUAUCGCGAUGUUGCUUCUGCUGCAAGAAAACUCUCCAUCCCUGUACGCGGAUAUAUAUCAUGUGUUGUUGGAUGUCCAAUGGAAGGAGAAGUGCAUCCAUCAAAAGUGGCAUAUGUUGCUGAAGAGCUUGUAAAAAUGGGGUGUGAUGAAAUUUCCCUUGGUGAUACCAUAGGUGUCGGGACUCCUGGUAGUGUUAUUCCUAUGAUUGAGGCUGUUAAAAAAGUUGUGCCUAUAGAGAAGCUUGCUGUGCAUUUUCAUGAUACAUACGGGCAAGCUCUUUCUAAUAUUCUUGUAUCACUCCAAAUGGGGAUUAGUGUGGUGGAUUCAUCUGUAUCGGGACUUGGAGGUUGUCCAUAUGCAAAAGGUGCCACGGGUAACGUGGCAACCGAGGAUGUUGUAUAUAUGCUUAAUGGGCUUGGUGUGAAGACAAAUGUGGACCUUAGAAAGCUUAUUUUGGCUGGAGAUUUUAUUAGGAAACAUUUGGGGAGACCCUCUGAGUCUAAAGCUGCAACUGCCUUGAAAAAAACCGUGUUUUGUGCAUCUAAAUUAUAAGAUACCCCUAAUAACAUAACGAAUUCGAAUCACUUUCACAAAAUCAAUAUCAUGAUCUUUGCAUUUACAUUUGAUUUAAUGUUAAAUUCAAGAAAUCGCAACGCACUUUGAUUGAUUUGUGUAUUGUAUCAUAUCCUAAU
Molecule: messenger RNA, 1938 nt
Organism: Lactuca virosa
Lineage: Eukaryota; Viridiplantae; Streptophyta; Magnoliopsida; Asterales; Asteraceae
Source: the annotation of a GenBank genome assembly